CUCUCAUCUCAACAACAACCAUGGACGCCGACCCGCUUUACCACAUCAAGCAGCUCUUCCACCGGGGGUCGUACAAGGCGGCGAUCGACGAGGCCUCGGACCAGCCGCUCACGCCCGGCGGUGACGCCGCCCUCCAGCGCGCGGUGUACGUCGCGCGCGCGCACCUCGCCCUCACCCCGCCUGCCAUUUCCGCAGCACAGGCCGUGCUUGCGCCGUUCCUUGCGCUUGACCCCGCACCGCCCGCAGCCAGCGCCGCUGCCGCCCUCGCUGCGUACCUGAACGGCGGGGAAGAGGCAGUGGACAGCGCGCGCGACCUGGUGAUCGAGGUCGAGGGGGGCGAGGUGGGCGAGGAGUGGGAGGAGGGGACGGUGCGCGCGCUUGCUAGCACGAUCUUCAUUCUGGAGAAGGAGAACGAGGAGGCCGUCGCGACGCUCAACGAGGGCAAGGGGCGGGAGGACCUGGAGUGCCUCGCGAUUCUUGCGCAGCUUCUCCUCGCGCUGGACCGUCGUGACCUCGCAAACUCGACGUACCAGACCGCCAAGCGCCUCGGGAACGACAGCACCCUCGUGCAAGCCAUCGAAGCGUGGAUCGGGCUCAAGACGGGCGCCCGGCCCCUGCACCAGGCCUACUACUUCUACGAGGAGCUGUACCAGCUGCCUGCGGGGCGGACGCCGGGCGUUCUUGCCUCUCACGCGGCCGCCCACCUUCUGCUAGGACAUGGCGAGGAGGCCAAGGCAGACAUUGCGGACGCGGUUGCGUCGGGUGGUGGCAGCGACGCAAACGUCCUCGCUGUGGCGACCAGCCUCGGGGACGUCGAGGCGCAGGCCAAGCUUGCCACCACGACGCACCCGUAUGCGGCGGAGCUUAAAGCGAAGGAGGCGGCGUUUGACGAGGCGGCGGCCAAGUUUGCCAUCGCCGCGUAAGGGAGUUGGGAGACAUAGAAGAUGCAUCGUUAGCUGUACGAGAGGUAGGGGGGGGGGCCGAAGGAAACUGGAGCACUUGUCGCAUACGGCCAGAUCCCGGGAGUCCUAAGCCCAACAAAAUGCAUGUUUAAUAUG
Messenger RNA from Cutaneotrichosporon oleaginosum, 1058 nucleotides. RefSeq lists its product as uncharacterized. NCBI's taxonomy places the organism in Eukaryota, Fungi, Basidiomycota, Tremellomycetes, Trichosporonales, Trichosporonaceae. The record is from RefSeq and is a predicted model, not a curated record. Gene Ontology annotation, cellular component: COPI vesicle coat. Gene Ontology annotation, biological process: retrograde vesicle-mediated transport, Golgi to endoplasmic reticulum; endoplasmic reticulum to Golgi vesicle-mediated transport; intra-Golgi vesicle-mediated transport. Gene Ontology annotation, molecular function: structural molecule activity; protein binding.